AUGCAUAAAAUCGUGCAUUUGGAUUUAAAAGGUGCGCCUUUGAAAUCCUCCUACCUGGAAAAUGUGUUUAAGUCAGCUAAAGCAUGGGGUGCUACAGGAAUCCUUUUAGAAUGGGAAGACACAUUUCCAUACUCAGGACAUUUAGUUGACAUAGGCAGUGUCAACAACUGCAAUGGAGAGAAUAUGUAUUCUGUUGAGGAAGUGAGACAUAUAAUACAAUCUAUUAAAAAUAAUGGCCUGGAACCUAUUCAGUUAAUUCAAACAAUAGGCCACAUGGAGUUUGUUCUGAAACAUCCGGCAUUCAGAGAUUUAAGAGAAGCCCCUCGUACCCCUGCAGUGUUGUGUCCCUCUAAGCCUCAAUCUCUGAACUUAGUGAAGGAAAUGCUGAAACAAGCAUUGGAAAUGCAAAGUGACGCCAAAUACUUUCAUAUAGGAGCAGAUGAGGUGUGGCAUACUGCUGUAUGUCCACAAUGUCAGAGUCGAGCUGCUUCUAGUGAACACAAGGCGCCGUCUUUAUUUUUACAACAUAUAAGAGAUUUAGUGAUAUUUCUCAAACAGAUUAAAGCAGAUUUAAUUGUUCUUAUGUGGGAUGAUAUGUUGAGGUCAAUCAGCUUAAACACAUUACAGUAUUAUAAAAUUGGUGAACUCAUACAACCAGUAGUAUGGAAUUAUAAUGUUAAAGAACACUUUCAAAUAGACCCCCAUCUAUGGGAUGUGUACUCGAAGAUAUUUCCUAGUGUUUGGGCUGGAUCUGCAUUUAAAGGGGCCAAUGGCAGUUGUCAGGUACUUUCACCAGUAGUAAGAUACAUCAGCAACCAAGAAGCGUGGGUGAAAGAGAUGAAAGAUAAUUGUCAAAAGGUCAACUUUGCCGGUAUCAUUUUGACUGGAUGGUCGAGAUACGAUCAUUAUUCAACGUUAUGUGAGUUGCUGCCGGUGUCUCUGCCGAGUUUGUCCAGUUGUUUGAAAACGUGGGGCAAUAUGGAUGAGAAUAUAGAUAAUGCGAAAGAAGUGUUGCCGGAUGACCAGUGGCCGGGCAUCGAACUGGCACUGUGCAUGCACUCCUUCGUGAUGCUGCGAGAGAGAUCCUACAAACUUAUAUUUGGGGAUUUGGUAUCAACAUGGCUCAAUCCUUGGCAAGUGGAACACAACUACACGAGCCCCGUUCAGGUGGAGGGCGUCACUAUGACGUCACACUCGUUGCAAAUAGAUUUAAAAGGUCUUCAAGAACAAUUGCAAAGGAAUUUGGAGAGUGUGACAGGUUCAAGAAGUACAGAAGAGUGGAUGGCGUCUUUCUUUAACCCAAUUCUAACCAAAAUGGCGGAAUUACACGAAAUAGCAUCGAAACGUAGCAACGCUGACGCUAGUGUUAGACCUACU
Brenthis ino (lesser marbled fritillary) is the source of this 1377-nucleotide messenger RNA. The record is from the annotation of a GenBank genome assembly. NCBI's taxonomy places the organism in Eukaryota, Metazoa, Arthropoda, Insecta, Lepidoptera, Nymphalidae.